Xenia sp. Carnegie-2017 is the source of this 1847-nucleotide messenger RNA. RefSeq names its product nucleoporin Nup43-like. The coding region runs from base 510 to 1640 and encodes 376 amino acids. Gene Ontology annotation, cellular component: nuclear pore outer ring. NCBI's taxonomy places the organism in Eukaryota, Metazoa, Cnidaria, Anthozoa, Malacalcyonacea, Xeniidae. Gene Ontology annotation, molecular function: protein binding. The record is from RefSeq and is a predicted model, not a curated record. The transcript is spliced from 7 exons.
GACUCAUGUUGUGUUUUUAUUUUAAUUUGAUCAUCUUGUCUUCCGUAGUCGAAUGUGGUGCUGAAAGUUUUAUUAACUUUACAAAUAAAUCUGUUAAACGACAAGAAAAAUUAUGAAAAUAGUGGUUUAUGUAUGGUACAGCUAUUUUGUAUGUUUGGUACUGCUCUAGUUUAUGUAUCGUACAGAUAUUGUCUAUGCAUGAUACAGCAGUAUUCCAUGCAUGGCACAGUCAAUGGGCACAGCUCUAGUUUAUAUAUGGUAAGCUCAAGUCUUUGUAUAGUACAGCUCUAGCCUAUAAAUGGUACAGCUCUAGAUUAUGUGUAGUACAGUUGUCUCUAUGAACGAUACACCUCUAGUUUACGUAAGUUACAGCUCUAGUCUAUGAGUGGUAUACAACCGUUAUCUGAUACCACUGGCACAGUAGAAACUGGUCGUAAAGUAUCAGAGUAAAGUUUGGUAUUGGACAACUGAUCUCAAUACGAUUGAGUAGAACUGUAGUAAAGAUCAAAAUGGCUACUAGCGCCACAGUUCACUAUACUGGCCAAAAAGUAUCUAAGGUGAAAUGGGAACCUUGUACGCAUCUAAGGCGGUCUACGGUGUUUGCAACUGGUGGUUGGGAUAAUGAUGUGAAUCAGCUAUGUUUGUGGAGUGUAGCGGAUAUAGAGGACACUACAAAUAUAAGUAGCAGUAAUAUUCCAGAUGAGCCACAGUUAUUGGCAGCUAUAAACCAUACAGGCAGUGUGACGGACCUAAAGAUCUUGGAUAAAGAUAAAAUUCUAACAUCAUCAUCCUGUGGUAACAUCACAUUACAUAAGUUUAAUAGUCACAAUAAGGAAUUAAGAAUAUCUCAAAGCUGGUCUGGUAUGCAUUAUUUUAAUAACAUCACUCAUUGCUCAUGUACAUCUCUGGCGACCAAUCCAAAUCUUCCAGACUUUGUAAGUGCUGGAGAGGAUGGCAAAAUUGUCAUGCUAAGAAUUGAACAUACCAAGCCAUUGAGAACCCUUGCAUCAGCCGAAUCCACAACAAUAUCUGGAGUAACUUUUGUGAAAUCCUAUGAAAUUGCAACUGUUAAUUUUAUUGGCCAGCUCAAGGUGUGGGAUCUACGGCAGAAUGGUGACAAACCUGUCUCUGCUAUGUUUCUAAGUGGAGAUAGAGUGCCAUUGUUGUGUGUUGACAAACAUCCAACACAACCACACCUCAUUGUGACAGGUGGUCAGGAUGGAGUUCUUGGUGUAUGGGACAUGAGACAAGAACGAUAUCCAGUUACACUUCUUGAAGCUCAUUCAGCUGAAAUUUGGCAAGUGUUGUUCUACCAACCAAAUCCUGAUCAUUUAUUUACUUGCUCUCAAGAUGGUUCUGUCUGGCAAUGGAAUGGCUCAUCCAUGAAGGCAUCAAGUAUUGACAUAAAUAAAAUAUUAAAUCCUGAUGGCAACCAGGCAGCAGAAAUUACAACAGUAUCAAAUCAUGUUCCAACUCCCUGGCUCUCGGCAGAUGCAAGCAAGCACAAAAUUGAGACAUUUUCCCUUCUUCCCUACAAUCGCUCUUCUGUGAACUCAAUAGAUAUAAGUGGACAAAAUUUAGUUUGUGGCACAGAUGCUGAAGCUGUCUACAUCCUUGAAAAUUUAGAUUUGGUUUCAUAAAAGCAAUUUUAGCUUUGGACUCUUGGCUUUUAUUUUUAAUAUAAUUUAGCAAAACUGCCAAAAGCAGAAAUAAUGUAAUCAUAUGAUAGAUGCGUUGUUCCUUAGUAUUUGACCAUAAGUUCACAGAAUGUAAAGUUUGCAAAUCGCGCGGGCAAGUUAAAUUUUGUGUUAUCUCUUUGUGCAGGAAAACAUCAUAUUUGUUAAAAA